Molecule: messenger RNA, 844 nt
Organism: Uranotaenia lowii
Lineage: Eukaryota; Metazoa; Arthropoda; Insecta; Diptera; Culicidae
Exons: 2
Coding region: 276-821 (181 amino acids)
Source: RefSeq, a predicted model, not a curated record
GAUACUCUUAUGAUGAAAGUAUGGUUUUUUAUAAAAUAGCAAAAUUCUUGAUCCUGAAUUUACCACGCUAAAAUGUUUCGUAAUUUUUGACCGAUCAGCUACCGGUAGAUAACCUAAUCCUCCCUUUCCCUACUAAGCUAGAGAAACCGUAAGUGUGUACCUUCCCUAGGAAUAAACUUUCCAGAAAAAUAACCCCCGCAGAGAUUAUAAAAUCGUGCAUCCGACAGCUGAGUCUCCGUUAGAAGAUUCACCACCAUCCACUAGGCAUACCAACGAUGAUGGCGUUCACCACAAAAGUUUUUAUUCUCUGUGGACUCCUGGUUCUGACCAAUGCUCAGUUCGAAUCCUGGCAGGAGUACGAUGAAGCCGAUUCCGCCCCAUCCGAUGAAGGGCUAGUCAGAGGUUUUCGUCCUCCAUAUUAUCCGGUCAAGCCACAGCAAUCGAAUCCUGCUGCCAUCCCGAGUGCCGUCGUGCAACCGUCUGCGGUCGUCUUGGCCAGAUUACAGCACGCAAUCGAUCUGCAAAAUCGCGCCCUGGGGAGGUUGUUCGCACAAUCUUUCCGCGCGGACACACCGCCCCAGUUCCGGGAAGCCAUCGUCCAGCUGUACGUGCGCUGUCAACGGGAGCUGGAUCUGUGCGCCGAAUUCCUGUGGGAAAGUUUGCUGCUGCCGGAAUACCGACGUUGUGCCAACAUGAGCAGGAGGUCGGCCUGGCGCCAAAUUGUGGUACUGGCCGGGGACAUCCGGGCCCUGACAGCAGCGUCACCGUCGGUUCAAUUGGUUAAUGGAGGUGCACAACCAGCCAGUGUGAGUGGUUUGUGAAAUGCAAAUGAGUUUGAGUGAAC